AUGUACACGGCGUCGUUCGCCUUUUUCGAGGCAAUAUGGGAAGCUGGAGUCACACAUUGCUUCGUGAAUCUGGGCUCAGAUCACCCCAGUAUCAUCGAAGCUAUGGUAAAGGGACAGAGGGAAAGUAAGGGGAAUUUCCCACGUAUCAUCACCUGCCCAAAUGAGAUGGUAGCCAUGUCUAUGGCGGAUGGCUACGCACGUCUCACAGGUAAGCCCCAGUGCGUCAUCGUGCACGUCGAUGUUGGCACCCAGGGCUUGGGAGCCGCCGUCCACAACGCGAGCACCGGACGUGCUCCCGUUUUGGUCUUUGCAGGAUUGAGCCCCUUCACGCUCGAGGGGGAGAUGCGCGGCUCGCGGACCGAGUAUAUCCACUGGAUCCAGAAUGUCCCGGACCAGACACAGAUCGUCGGCCAGUACUGCCGGUAUGCCGGCGAGAUCAAAACGGGCAAGAACAUUAAGCAGAUGGUCAACCGCGCCCUGCAGUUCGCAACGAGUGAUCCCCAGGGUCCCGUGUAUCUGGUGGGCGCGAGAGAGGUGAUGGAGGAGGAGAUCAACCCGUACUCCCUCGAACAAGGCGUUUGGGAUUCCGUCGAACUAGGGGGACUAACACCGAAGGCCUCAAAGGAGAUUGCCGAUGCGCUGCUCAAAGCUGAACACCCGUUGCUCAUCACAGGCUACUCCGGUCGAAACCAGAAAAUACCCGGCGCUCUCGUAGAACUGGCAAACACCGUAAAGGGACUGCGCGUUUUGGACACCGGCGGAAGUGACAUGUGCUUCCCCGCGUCCCAUCCUGGCUGGCUCGGCCUUCGAUUCGGCGUCGAGUCUGUGAUAGAGAAGUCGGACGUGAUUGUGGUACUGGACUGCGACGUCCCCUGGAUUCCGACCCACAACAAGCCGAAGGAGGGCACCAAGAUAUUCCAUAUCGAUGUCGAUCCGCUGAAGCAGCUCAUGCCGCUGUUCUACCUACCAGCGCAGCACCGAUACCGUGCCGAUGCGCUUGUUUCCGUCGAGCAGAUCACAGCCGACGCCAAGAGCCAAGUUUCGAGUCUAGAUAAUGCGGUUGUAGCCAAGAAAUGGGAAGCUCUUCAAGCUGCGCACAAGGAACGUCUGGACACCAUCGCAUCAAAAGCGACGCCAGCCGAAGAUGGGACGUUUGGUACAGGACACCUCUGCAAGACGCUUCGAUCCUUAUGCCCUCAAGAUACGAUUUGGGCCAUCGAGGCAGUCACCAACACGGGCUUCGUGCAUGACAACCUGCAACCGGAGCUGCCGGGCUCUUGGAUCAACUGUGGUGGAGGUGGCCUAGGAUGGUCUGGUGGUGGUGCGCUGGGCAUCAAAUUAGCGUCGGACGUCGAGAGUGGUGGUAAGGGGAAGUUUGUGGUGCAGAUUGUUGGUGACGGCACGUUCUUGUUCUCCGUUCCCGGUAGCGUCUACUGGAUUGCGAGACGAUACAAUAUUCCGGUAUUAACUAUAGUGUUGAACAACAAGGGCUGGAACGCCCCCCGAAAAUCGAUGCUUCUCGUCCACCCCGAAGGACUAGGAUCCACGGCAACCAACGAAGAGAUCAACAUCUCCUUCGACCCCGUACCAGAUUACGCAGGUAUCGCAAAGGCGUCCGCCGGUGGUGACUUGUUCGCUGCCAAAGUAGACAAGGCAGAGGAUCUGGAACGCACCAUCAAGGAGGCCAUCAAGGCUGUUGAGGGAGGACAGAGUGCUGUGCUGGACUGCAAGGUCACGCUGAACUGCUGA
Hypoxylon fragiforme is the source of this 1749-nucleotide messenger RNA. Its product is annotated as thiamine pyrophosphate enzyme, N-terminal TPP binding domain-containing protein. The transcript has 3 exons. Gene Ontology annotation, biological process: L-valine biosynthetic process. Gene Ontology annotation, molecular function: acetolactate synthase activity; flavin adenine dinucleotide binding; thiamine pyrophosphate binding. Gene Ontology annotation, cellular component: mitochondrion; acetolactate synthase complex. Lineage: Eukaryota; Fungi; Ascomycota; Sordariomycetes; Xylariales; Hypoxylaceae. Bases 1 to 1749 code for a protein of 582 amino acids. The record is from RefSeq and is a predicted model, not a curated record.